GGGAAGCUCUAAACCAGCAGACAUGAAUGAAGAAUCUGAAUUGUCUGGCUCUGUUGAUUCAUCACACAUGGAUCAGAAUGUUUCCAAUCAGACCUUUGUACUAUUUGGAAACUCUACAUCUGUUCAGUUUGGUCAUGGUAACAUUCUACUGGGAGAAGUACCACCUCUUAAACAUGUUCAACUAUCCAGGAUUGAUCCCAUACAGAUGAAGAUAUCAGAACGUCAUGUCUCAGUCAUUAACAUGAUUGACUUCACUGAACUUUACCUGGACUCUGUGGAUCAUCUCAUUGCUCAGUUAGUGCAUGAAAAUGACAUUUCUGUCUUCAUCUAUGUUGUGCGUCUGGGUCAGUUAACAGAUGCUGAUAAGAUGGGUCUUGAAUGGCUACAGUCAGUGUUUGGUGACAAAGUUCUUCAGUUUGUGAUGAUUCUCUUCACUUAUGAGAGAAAAGAAGAGUCUGACUCUAUAAUAGAUGAUCUGAAGAAAAACACUGUUCUAGAGGAGCUGGUGAAGAAAUGUGGAGGAAGAUAUCACACCUGCAGCAAAACCAUGAACAACCAAUCAGAGAUGAGUGAACUGAUGAAGAAGAUUGACCAUCUGUCUAAUGAGAAUCAAAGGCAGUGUUACACUGGAGAGAUGUACAACACACAGUUACGAAAAGCAGAAAACCUGAAAAAGAUCAUUAAUAGGCUUCAUAUGGAUGACAGACAUGACAACAAACUGCAAAUCAAAGCUGCAGAUGUUCUUCAGAUAUCUGCACAUUCAUUAGAGUCUCAUGAGUCUUGUACUGAAGAAGAGCUGGUGAAGACUUAUCUACAGAAACUACUGAUGAUGAACUACAGAGCAAGAUACAUUAAAACUAAAGAGACCAAUGAACAACAUCACACACAACAAACAGACAAAGACUUACUUAAAGAUGAGGGGGAUUUUUUUGAUGAUAUGUUCAAAGAUGUGUGUAAUAAAGAAACAAGUAAACCAGACCCAGUUCACCCGAUGGAUGUUCAGAUGGCUGUGUUUCAUUGUGCUGAUAGUUUCCUAAAGCAGCUGAUGGUCACUAAACUCUCACAGUGUCAGUUUGCUCUUCCUCUUCUUGUUCCUCAUCCAAUCACACAACAGAUUGAGUUUCCUCUCUGGACAUUCAGACAAAUCAACAAGAGCUGGAAGAUGAGAAAUACUAACAAUGAAAUCAUCAGUAAAGAAGAGCCAGUCUACAAAGCAGAAACUCCAAUGGUGUCGUUCUUCAUGUUUGGUUCUGUAUCUUCAUCCAAGUCUCAGCUGAUGAACAAUCUGAUCAAUGAGAAACACAACACGUUCUUCCACAGGAACUGUCCAGGCAGCAGCAGAACCAGACUACUGAUGGAUGGAUUGGUGGAGAUCACCUGGUUCUGCCCAUCUGGAAAAGACACUGAUAAAUUUACUGACUGUGUUGCCUUCUGUAAUCUUCAUGGUGAUGCAGGAGACAAUGAAAAACAACUGCAGAUUCUGACUCAAAUGUCUUCAGUCAAUGUUGUUCUUCUGUCACAGCUUGAUGAGAAUGACGAAAACGCAACAAAAAUGCAAAACCUGUACAAAGACAAAAAGCCACUUAUUUGCCUCUUUACUGAGGAUGAAUCUGCUCUCACUGAGACACGGAAUGGAAAAUACAAAAUUGGUCUAAAAGACAGAAAUCAGUCAGAUGUAUCAGAAGAACUCAGAAGAGCUAUAAAUGAUUGUCUCUCAUCUUCAGCUUCCAUGUUCAGACUUGAAGAUUUGUCCAAACACUCAGAUAUCAGAGUAGAUGAGGAAGAUGAUGAAGACUGCAGGAGAGGAAGAGAAGCAGCACAGCAGAUGAUGAGUUUACUGAAGAAUAAAGAUCUGAGAGAAAUCAAAGAAUCAUUUCUGCCCUGUCAGGGGAAACUCUGGCAUCUGUGGUGUCAGAAGAACAAAGAACUUCAUCGACCUCAAGGGGAAGACAUAGAUAAAGAAAUAAGUAGAACAAGAACAGAAAUGAUGAAUAUACGUGAGGAGCAAUUUAAAUAUAACACGAGUAAGUUUAUGAAGUUCUUUAUUGAACAGAUGGACUCACAUGAUGUAAAUAUCAAUAUAUAUUUUAUUAAAUGGCUCAGAAUCUUACUGAAUCAAUUUACCUCAGCUGAUCUUUCUGAUCUACAUCAGAAGUAUGAAAAAAACUGGUCAACAGUCUUAAAACUAAAAGAGAACACUGACAAAUUGAAACUAAAGAUAAAAGAAACAGAACUUGAGAAAAUAUCUGAAGAACUUCAAGCAGCAACCUUUGGUUUGGAGCACAUCAUGAGAGAGAUCGGUCAGAUUUAUGAAUCAUGUUCAUCUGUGAAUAAGAACAAGACAGAUCUUCAGAUUAACUACUCUUCUCUCCCGAGUCUUGCAGCAGAGAUGAUGAUCAGUGGAUUUCCACUGGAGCUGAUGGAUGGAGAUGCUGCUCAUGUUCCUCUGAUCUGGAUCACUGCUGUUCUAGAUAAACUCAUACAGAAACUGGGAGACCAGAGAGUCUUUGUGCUGUCAGUUUUAGGACUUCAGAGCUCUGGGAAAUCCACCAUGCUGAAUGCCAUGUUUGGACUUCAGUUUGCAGUCAGUGCUGGACGAUGCACCAGAGGAGCUUUCAUGCAGCUGAUCAGAGUAUCAGAGGAGAUGAAAAAACAGAUGAAGUUUGAUUAUAUUCUGGUUGUUGAUACUGAGGGUCUUCGUUCUCUAGAAUCUGAUGGAAGAUUCACAAGACAUCAUGACAAUGAACUGGCCACAUUUGUUGUGGGUCUUGGACAGCUGACAUUGAUCAACAUCUUUGGAGAAAACCCAGCUGAGAUGCAGGAUAUUCUUCAGAUUGUUGUUCAGGCCUUUCUGAGGAUGAAGAAGGUCAAUCUGAAUCCCAGCUGCAUGUUUGUACAUCAGAACGUUUCAGAUGUCACCGCUGGAGAGAAAAACAUGGAGGGAAGAAGACAACUGCAGGAGAAACUAGAUAAGAUGACAAAAGUCGCUGCUGAAGAUGAAGUUUGUGAUGCAGAAUGUUUCAGUGAUGUCAUUAAUUUUGAUGUACAGAAUGAUGUGAAGUAUUUUGCUCAGCUGUGGGAGGGAAGCCCACCAAUGGCACCACCAAACCCAAACUACUGUGAAAAUAUUCAGGAUCUAAAGAAAACGAUUAUUUCACAAGCCUCAAAAUCAGAUGGUAUGAAGCUGACACACCUGCGUGAUCGAAUUCAAGAUCUCUGGGAGGCUUUACUGAAUGAACAAUUUGUGUUCAGCUUUCAAAAUUCCCUUGAGAUUUCAGUAUACAGGAGACUGGAGACAGAAUACAGCAAGUGGACCUGGACUCUUCGCAGUGCCAUGCUGGAAAUUGAGAACAAACUACAAAACCAAAUAGAAAAUAAAGCAAUUAAUGAGAUUGAGGAAACAGAUCUUCAAAACCAACUGAAGGAGAAAAGUGAAGAAGUAAAAAAAAUAAUGUCAGAAUUCUUUGAGAAAGACCCAGAUGCUGGUAUUCUGAUUAAGUGGAAAACAUCAUUUGAAAUAAAAAUCAAAGACCUUGAGGAGAACAUUGUGAGAGAAACAAAGAAGAAAUUAAAUGAAAUUCUUCAGCAGCGAGACCUGAAGAGAAAAAUGGAUGCUCAGAGGACACAACAUGAAAACACUCUCUUAGAAAAGAGCAAAGAACUUGCAUUAAAACUCAAAGACAAAACAAAUGAUGAAGAAACACUGAAGAGAGAGUUUGAUUUGUUUUGGGAAGAGUGUGUGAAGAAGAUCACCACAGAUACUACUCCAAUCAAAGACAUUGACAUAUUAAAAGAAGUAAAACAGCUAUUUACUGACACAAAUAAAGGUGCUUCUGUAGACACCUUCAAAGGAAACAAGGAUGUUUUCACUAUGCAGAGUUAUUCAGAUUAUGUACGGUUAAAGAAAUCCAGUGGACUUACAAAACAUGUUCAAAAUGCUUUAAAAGCUGCUAAAGUGAAGUGUGUGUCUGUUAUAUCUAAAGAUGAUGAAACCCAAAUAAAAACCUUGAUCACAAAUGUUUCUGAGGAGACAAUCAAGAUGAUACAGUCAUUUAACAUUUCAAAGUUUGGUUACAACUUCAGUUACAUUCAACAACUCACAGAUUACAUCAAGACAAGAAUAACAGAAUAUGAGAAAGGUCCAAUAAAAUAUGAGUUCAAGAAUGAAUUUGUCAUGGAUUUGGUAUUUUCUAUAUUGAAGAGAGCUGACACAAUGAUCAUUGAUCAACACAGAAGGUUCAGAGAGGCCAAUGAUCCUGUUCUCUAUCUGGAGAAGAAGAGAGAUGAAUACUAUAGUAUUUUCCAGAAAUACUGUCAAGGAGCAACAUCAGCUGCUAUUUUUGGUGAGAUCAUCUGUCAGAAACUGAAGAGACCCAUUGAACAGAGUGUCUAUAAAAACAUUGCCAGAGAUUUAGCAGAUGAAAUCAGAUCAAACUGUCCAUCACUGAAUGAAAACAGAUCAAAUCUGGAGAAACACAUCCUGAAGAGACUGGCAGAAGAGGAGAACUUUGACAAAUACAUGAACUACAUUCAUAAUCCCAGAGAUCACUUCAAGAGUUUUAUCAGAGAAGUUGUCAGUGAGUACAUCAGUGAUCAGUUCAGUAUCAGAGUUCAACCCAAGAUGAAUCAGAACAUUGAAGACCUGCAGCAGAAGAUCCUGACAGCAGCUCAUGAAUCUACUGUAGAUGUUCAAGAUAAGAGUGGAGAUGUUAACUUGUGGUUGAUGUUUUUCACAUAUAAGCUCUCAGAUGUUCUGAUAUUCUCUAUGAAGGACUUCAGUGGAGUCAAACAUGAUGAUGUUGAUGAUUUCAAACUCUUAGAAGAUGUGAUAAGAACAGAACUUCCAUCUAUAAUAUCUGACAUCAGCAGAGAGUUCAGCACAGAUACAUUUGAUAUAAAACUGGAUCUCAACAACAGACCAGAUGAGAUUCUGAUUGAUCACUUCUGUCAGUGCUGUUGGGUUCAGUGUCCGUUCUGUAAAGCCUUCUGCACCAACACAAUAGAAAAUCAUGAUGGAGAUCACAGUGUCUCUUUCCACAGAGUAAAUGGAAUUACUGGAUACCAUUAUAAUACAACACAGAAUUUAUGUACAGAUUUUUGUUCAACUGUUGUCAGAAGUUCUAAAAGUUUCAAAUCAUCAGAGAAGUGGAUAUCAUAUAAAAAAUACAGAACAGCAGGAGGAGUUUAUGCAAAGUGGAGCAUCACCCCUGACUUCUCUGAGCUGCCCUACUGGAAGUGGUUUGUGUGCAGAUUCCAGAAAGACCUGGAAAGGCACUAUAAGAUAAUAUUCAAGGACCAGCCUCUAGAUGAAUGGAGCAAAUACACAAAAGAGGAAGCUAUUGAUAGUUUAGAUAAUUACAAAAGCCUCAAACAGCUUACUUUAUUUGAA
This is a messenger RNA of Misgurnus anguillicaudatus (oriental weatherfish), 5389 nucleotides long. RefSeq names its product interferon-induced very large GTPase 1-like. The record is from RefSeq and is a predicted model, not a curated record. Gene Ontology annotation, molecular function: GTP binding. Lineage: Eukaryota; Metazoa; Chordata; Actinopteri; Cypriniformes; Cobitidae.